Messenger RNA from Ceratotherium simum simum (southern white rhinoceros), 830 nucleotides. RefSeq names its product transmembrane protein 217B (gene TMEM217B). NCBI's taxonomy places the organism in Eukaryota, Metazoa, Chordata, Mammalia, Perissodactyla, Rhinocerotidae. The record is from RefSeq and is a predicted model, not a curated record.
UGGCAGCCUCUCUGCUCCAACAGGACUGAGCAGGAGCCCUGUUCCAGUCACCUCAGAAGGAGGCCGUGUCAGGCUUCCAACCGGUUGUCCCCAUUGGAAACACAUGGACCAGAAAACUGCAUGCGUUCCCCUCACGUGUGACUGUUGCCCUUGCCUCUCCCCUCACGGUGGGAGCUUGCCAUUGUGGUGAAGAAGGGGAGGGAGCUUUGCUCUGGAGUUCUCUGACUUGGGAGCUGCAGAUGCUCUGGUAAAACAAAUAUAAAAUGAAUGACAAGACAUUCUCCUUCUUGGUGGGCAUCUUCUCUGUCCUCAACACCAUCCAGUUCCUCAUCUUUGACUCGAACCAGGUUACAUUCAUUGGCUACGAGGACAAGUUCAACAUCUACACAGACACAAACUCUGAGGUAGUCUCUUGGGUCAUCAUCAACAGGAGGAACACCAGCAUCGGGCUAUCCGUCAUCACCAUCGUGGUCAGCUGCUUGCUCUUCUAUUGCCUUCACGUGAACAACUACGUGGGGCUGCUGUGCUAUGUCUUGUGGAUCAUCGCCUAUGAGCUCAUCAACUUCUCCAUGGUCCUGCUCAUCAACGGGACCAUCAAAGAGCAGUUCAAGGAGCUGAGUUACCUGCACUUGACCAUCCAAAUCUCCCGCAUGCUCCUGCAUUUCCUCUGUCUGCCCUUGGUCACCAAGCAUAUGUACUCCCUUUACAAGGACCCCAAGAUGUUAGGCAAGAUAGGCCGCCGCAGGUACUCCUCCAUCAGUAUAGUCGAUUUGUGGCCGCCUGUUGGGCCACCUCUUAGGCCAGGAACAUUGUACCGCAAGAGGAACUGA